Molecule: messenger RNA, 2188 nt
Organism: Wasmannia auropunctata (little fire ant)
Lineage: Eukaryota; Metazoa; Arthropoda; Insecta; Hymenoptera; Formicidae
Product: cytochrome P450 302a1, mitochondrial-like
Exons: 13
Coding region: 213-2051 (612 amino acids)
Molecular function (GO): heme binding; oxidoreductase activity, acting on paired donors, with incorporation or reduction of molecular oxygen; iron ion binding
Source: RefSeq, a predicted model, not a curated record
ACUCACUCGUUAACUGCCGAUGUAAAACAAUGUAAUUUCUUCAGCAACGAUUUUGUUACUCUCUUUCUCAUGGGCGUAAACCGUAAACGUAUGUAAAUCGAUCGCUAUUAGACGACAAUAUUUAGCGAUUGCUUUAAUCUUUCUAAACUAUAUUUUUACUAGCAGGUUUUUAAGACUUUAUCUUAAUGCUGUAAAAAUAAUUGCAAAACAAAAUGAUGCAUCACUUAAUGCAGUCCAUUUUUAUUGCUCGAGAUUUUUCAUUGCAAACGUACGGAAAAUGUUUCUAUCGCUCAAUAACGAAACUGACUGACACACUAGAAGCUGCUGAAAAAAGGAAAAGCGUACCACUCAUUUCCAAUGAUGUAAUAACCGCCUCCAUGCAAUCGCAUGCAAUUCCAACAAUGAAUGCAACUGUAACGACAACGAAGACGAUGCCAUUAGUGGAAACGGCAAAUUUUGACAUAGCCACGGAAAGUUUCAAAUUUCCUAAAGUUAUUCCACGUGUUCGUAUAGAAAAAGUACCAUUACCAUUUGAGGAGAUUCCUGGCCCGAUGAUUCUGAAAUUAUGGGAGAAAUAUUGGAGAUACGUGCCACUCUUGGGUACGCAACUGUUUUGCAGUCUGCUAAUAAGCAGACUUACUCAGGGACGAUUAUCAUGGAAUCGUAAUGUCACACCAAUUAAGUACUUGUUUGAUGAAUAUGGAUGUAUUGUGCGGAUUAACGGACCGCUUGUAAAUGAUAUAAUUAUGAUUCAUAGACCUGAGCACAUAGCAGAAGUUUUCAAUCAAGAGAGCGAGUCACCUAUUCGUAGUAGCAUCGACAUUCUUCAACAUUAUCACCUUAAUCAUCAGAAAUAUCGUUCGGCCGGAGCGUUUUCUCUAGAAGGUUUAGAAUGGUUGGAAGUAAAAAAGAAAAUCAAUCAGCCGUUGCAUGAGACUAUUUCCGAUUAUGUUGGAAAACUGGAUUUAGUGUGCGAUGAACUUGUUAACAAAAUUCGUAACAUACGCAAUCGUCAAGAUGAGGUACCAGCAAAUUUUCAUCAAGAACUUACUGCAUGGGGUAUGGAAUGCUUCUACGUGACGAUGUUCAACAAGCACUUCGGUUUUCUUGAUUCUACCUCAAAAUCAGCUUCAGAAGCUACAAAAAUUAUUAAUGCAUUAAUCACUGCUCAUACAUAUAUGAGUCGCUGUGAAACUGGAUUUCAAGUGUGGAGAUUCUUUGAAACUCCAUUCGCCAAAAAGCUUUAUGCAGCUUGCGACUUUCUUGAUGAAGUUAUUGGAAAAAAUAUUUGCCAAACUCAGAACAAGCUGCAGGCUUCAUUGUUAUCAAAACAAGAAAAAUCUAUGGAUGAGGAGAAAAAUUUACCAUUACUCGAAAAAAUGAUGAUUCAGUGUAUUCAUCCAAACGACAUUUCAAUUCUCUUGAUGGACAUGAUUAUUCUAGGCGUCCAAGCUGUCAUUAAUUGCGAGGCGUUUCUACUUUAUUUCCUGGCAAAAAAUCCUAGAAUACAGAAACGAUUGUACAAUGAAAUAAUGACUGUUCUAUCUAAAACUGAACAUACUCUGACAAAAGAAAGCUUGAAGGAUAUGCCAUAUCUAAAAGCAUGUAUAAAGGAAAGUCUUAGGUUACGACCAGCAUUCCCAUAUUUAACGAGAUUACUGCCGACGACAAUUUCGUUACACGGAUAUACGAUACCAAAGGGAACUUUCGUCAUAAUGGCAAAUCAAAUAACAUCACAACGUGAGGAACAUUUUGAAGAUCCUGAAAAGUAUCAACCAGAAAGGUGGUUGAAUCAUGAUGAAUAUGCACGUAAUGAUUAUCAAGAGUAUUCGUGUCUACCUUUUGGCUAUGGAAUACGAUCCUGUCUGGGAAAAAAUAUGGCUGAAACACAAAUGAUGUUACUCACUGCAAAGUUGAUACAAGAAUUCACAAUCGAGUAUGAUUACGCUGAAAUCCGAAGUCGAUUUUUUAUGAUAAAUGUACCAAAUAGAGCAUUACGUUUUCGAUUCGUAGAUAGAAAUUUAAAAAAUGAUAAGAAAUAUGGAAUUUAAAUAAUUUAAAAGGACCUGCAAAGAACAAGAUAAUUAUUAAAUGUGAAGGUGUAUUCUUAUUAAGAUUAUAUUUAAAAGUUAUUAUCAUAAGAUUAUCUUUCUGUACAAAAAGCUGUAUAAAGGAGGGAAAAAGCAAA